AUGGCUCCUGAAGCCUCCGAAACGCAGCUUUCCUAUCGGAAACGGAUACUCAACCAUUUCCGCAAAUCAAGCCCCGAAGAACCAACAUUCCAUCUUUUUGCGAAGCUUUUGCCUCAUAUCCGUCGGAAGAUCUGGCAUUUUGCUCAUCAAAACUCUGAACGAAUUGUUGAGGUAACCACAUGGCCGGGAACCUUUGGCUUCGGAAUUUUUGAUCGAGAUAGUUACAUUCACUACCACAUUGCCACCCGCCGGUACCGGUUUAUCCUGCCUCAACCUAGUAUCUACGGAGUGUGGAACGGCUGGGAAGCUCGAGUAAAUCAGGAAGCGGUUCUACUACACGUUUGCUCAGAGUCACGAGCUGCUACUCUCCCAUUCUACACCACGCCUUUCAACAAGCAACACGUAAGAAGCCGUGCAAAUAAGACAAAACAGACACAAAACUUCUUGGUUUGUUGGGACAACGAUACUUUGUUGAUCAACCUCAAGGUGUUUCAGGAGCGGGGAGAUAAUUUGGAAAUGAUCUUUUGUCAACUUUUUGGCUCCACAUAUGCCAGUAGCCGCAAUGCGAACUCAAUUACCCAGGGCCUACGAUGUCUUGCUGGCAAUCAUGAAUUCUUCAUAUCCUUGUUCAGGCAUCCAACCACUCUACCUAAGUUCACAAGAUUCUUCGAACGCUUCUCGGAUUUGGAACUGAAAUAUGUCCCUCUUUACCUGCAGAAUCGAUCAGGUACCAAGUUACUUGGGUUUGAGGAAGACAUGAUCAUCAAAGAAAGUUGGAACGCAAGUUUCGCGGUGAUUUCUUCAAGUUCUUCUUACAAUUUUACCAAAAAGGGCAACACAGAGCUCUCGACAAACUUUGCAAGGAAAAUAACGGAGCAGAGUAUAUCAAGUCUCGCAAAGAAGUUCCAAUUUACGAGUCAAGCCCGUACGUACCUCGGAUUUUGAAAACAGGGAUCAGACGUCGAAAACGAAAUAUUCCGUACGAACGCUAUCGGCUACCAGAAAAUCAACCUGGUCGGACCUUCAAAUUAUUUCCCAACCUUCCGACGGAGCUCAGAAUUCUUAUUUGGCGAUUAGCACUUCCUCGUAGGAGAUUUAUCAUGAUAACCAAACCACCCGUUUGGAAUGAUUAUGCAGAAUGUGAUCAGUCCAUGAUGCAUCCAAACGACAUCAGCUACUGGCACCCAGUCGCUAUUGAACGGGCACCCGCACUUUUCUUUGCUAACCAAGAGGCACGGUCAAUAGUCCAGAAAUCAUACAUACCAUUAAAAUCAAAUGAUGGAUAUGGAGCGGCAUAUUUCAACCCAAAAAUCGAUAUUAUAUGUUUUGACCACAACCCCUACAACGGUGGAAAUAUUCUUGAUGGUUUCUUCAAGUGUGUCCCGAAAGAUGUACUGGAGCAGAUUACCAGUAUUCACCUAAAUCUUUUCGGAAAACACCGUAGAAACAGAUAUAGAGCUGCCGACUACCAGUCACUAGAAGAGUUCAUUUAUAGUCUCCCGAACCUGCAAGAGAUUCUAUCAAGGACCAUGUACGAUGAUAGGUCUCCCGUCAGCCAUGCACCGAUGAUUGGAUUUGAGGAUUACAAAAAUACGAGAUGGAUGAAACCAGAGGUACAUGCAUGGCUGCAAAACUUGGAGCAACGGAUCCCACGGCUCGCUAAGCUCGUCAGACAUGGCUAUCCUAUACACGAUACGUCUUUCCACGUAUUCUGGGACCAUCAGUUGGCACCACGGGCAACCUAA
Molecule: messenger RNA, 1745 nt
Organism: Hymenoscyphus albidus
Lineage: Eukaryota; Fungi; Ascomycota; Leotiomycetes; Helotiales; Helotiaceae
Source: the annotation of a GenBank genome assembly